Messenger RNA from Amaranthus tricolor (Joseph's coat), 2512 nucleotides. RefSeq names its product protein HIGH CHLOROPHYLL FLUORESCENCE PHENOTYPE 173, chloroplastic. The record is from RefSeq and is a predicted model, not a curated record. Bases 425 to 2224 code for a protein of 599 amino acids. NCBI's taxonomy places the organism in Eukaryota, Viridiplantae, Streptophyta, Magnoliopsida, Caryophyllales, Amaranthaceae. The transcript has 13 exons.
AUUGACGAAAAAAAUGAUAAUUGACACUAAUUAAUAUAAAAAGUGCUAAUCGAGUAGGUAAUAAGUAGAACUAGUAACCAAUAGCUAUCCUUACUCUAUAAUCCAUAUGAUCAUAUCGUUUAUAUGUGGUGGAUACCAAGCGUUAGUAUGUGGUGGAUAACCAUUAGUACAGACCUUGAGUUCAGUUUCGAAUCGUCACUAACUGAUUUUGGCAAUUUCUGAUUAAAUUAUGUUGACCUCUUAAAUUAUCCAAAUAUUCGAAUUGAAUUACUAACAUCACAAAUUCUUCACCCAUUUUGCAUUACAUGUUUGGCACCAUUAAAUAUCACAAUACAAAUUUCAAUUCAUUUUCAUCACAAAUUAUCUUCAAUGGAUCAUUAAUCAUAAUCAAAUUCGAAGAAAAAACCCAAUUCUUCACAUUAAAAUGGCGGCGGCAGCGGCAACAGCAAUUCAUUUGCUGCCGAACAGCAGCAAAAAGAGGACACUUUUGAUAUCAAAUCACAAAUUAAGAACUACCCAGAUUUCUGUUCUUCCUAAAGCAUCUGCAAGUACGGAAAACAGCAACACAGGAAAGAAGAAGAAAAGCAACAAAACAGGUACGAAAAGCAAGAACAAGCAGCUUAAAGAAACAAAUAAAGAGGAAGAAGAUAAGAAGAAUCAGAUUAUUAAUAAAAAUGUUGUUGAAUUGGAGAAGAGUGGGAAAGGUGAUAGUACUGAUGUGAUUAAGAGGUUAGAUGAUGUGGUUAAUCCAGUUGGGUUAGGGAGAAAAUCAAGACAAAUUUUCGAUCAAGUUUGGAAAAAGUUUUCGAAUCUAGGGCAGAUUUCAAGGACCGAGUAUGAUGAUGGUAGUAAUUUGUUGGUGUAUGGAGAAGGUGCACCUUUGUGUGAGUUUACUAUUCCUGGUGCUCAGAAUACGACUGUUCUUGUUGUUGGUGCUACUAGUCGGAUUGGCCGUCUUGUUAUUCGUAAGCUUAUGCUUAGAGGUUACACUGUUAAGGGGUUAGUACGGAGAAUCGAUCAAGGAGUGAUGGAUAUGCUGCCAAGGUCAGUGGAAUUAGUGGUGGGGGAUGUAGGUGAUCCCUCUACACUGAAAACUGCGGUGGAAGGUUGCAACAAAAUCAUAUAUUGUGCCACUGCUCGUUCAGCAAUUACAGGGGAUCUCAACAGAGUUGACAACCGUGGAGUCUACAAUUGUGCGAAAGCCUUCCAGGACUAUAACAACCAAUUAGCACAGCUGCGAGCAGGUAAAAGUAGCAAAAGCAAGCUUCUGAUUGCAAAAUUUAAAUCAGAAAAUUCACUAGAUGGAUGGGAAGUACGCCAAGGGACUUAUUUCCAAGAUGUGGUCGCUAGCAAAUAUGAUGGAGGGAUGGAUGCCAAAUUUGAGCUCAAUGAAAACGGCCUCGCCAUUUUCUCCGGAUAUGUUUUCACUAGAGGAGGAUAUGUGGAACUAUCACGGAAACUUUCACUUCCGUUGGGUUUUACUCUAGAUCGGUAUGAAGGUCUAGUUCUUUCUGUUGGUGGCAACGGUCGUUCCUAUGUUGUGAUCCUUGAAGCUGGUCCUCUUGCUGAUGCAUCCCAAAGCAAAAUGUAUUUUGCAAGAAUUAAUACAAAAGCUGGCUUUUGCAGGGUUAGAGUUCCUUUUUCAAACUUCCGGCCAGUGAAUCCAACUGAUCCUCCUUUAGAUCCAUUUCUUGCGCACACGUUGAUUAUACGCUUUGAGCCUAGGCGGCAGAGACCUGUAGAAGGGCCUAAAGGAAUGAAACAAGAUCCAAGAAGUUUCGAGCUAAUUUUGGAAUACAUAAAAGCCUUGCCUAGUGGUCAAGAAACAGACUUCAUCUUGGUAUCAUGUACAGGUUCAGGGAUAGAAACUUCGAGAAGGGAGCAAGUUUUGAAAGCUAAAAAGGCUGGUGAAGAUUGCUUGAGAAGAUCAGGACUUGGUUAUACAAUAGUCCGUCCUGGUCCUUUGAUGGAAGAACCUGGAGGACAACGUGCUCUAAUAUUUGACCAGGGAAACCGUAUAUCUCAGGGAAUAAGCUGUGCAGAUGUGGCUGAUAUCUGUGUAAAGGCUCUACAUGAUUCUACUGCCAGAAACAAGAGUUUUGAUGUGUGCUAUGAGUAUGUGGCUGAGCAAGGACAGGAGCUUUAUGAACUGGUUGCACAUUUGCCUGAUAAGGCAAAUAAUUAUUUAACUCCUGCGCUCUCAGUUCUUGAGAAAAACACCUAAUUUAAAGCAUUUGGUGAUCUCCUUGGCGUUUGUUUGUCAGAAAUAUGGAAAUUAAUUAGCAUUUUUUUUCUUAAUUUCUUUAUACCAUUUGUGUAUGAGUGUAUAGCAUUACAGGAUGUAAAGACAGCAUGAUUUUCUUUUUUCCUUUUCGAUCCUUUCGAGAUGAAAACACAUCAUAUUCAUAUCAGCUUUGAAUCUUCUGUUCUGAUUGUAAAAGAAAGUGUAUAAUGUAAAACGAGUUCUGGAGUUGCAUAAAUCUUUCAAGAACAUAGAAUUUUUUGAUUGCAG